GAAUACCGCAAUGAACCACGUACGCGCGCACAGCAAAACAAAGCGGGGGCUGGCUUUGCCAUCUCCCAACAAACGAGGGCUGACUGGAGCCAGCAGCAGCGGCAGCAGCUGUGGAGGAAGAAGGACAACUUCUUCAACUUUUUUAAAAAUCUGGUUUGUCUUUUCACCAACACAGCUGGAUGGGACAUUUGUGAGAAUCCUCAGAUUGUACUGAGAGAGAAGCGGGGGGGCGGAAGCAUGAUCGACCUGAGCCACCUGACGGAGGAGGAGCAGGAGGUGAUACUGACCGUCCUGAGGAGGGAUGCUGAGCUGAAGAAAGCAGAGGAGGAGAGAGUCAGGAAGCUGGAGAAGGUGCUGAACGACUGCUCGCAGACGGACGUCAAGCGGAAGUACCUGACGGGAGAGUGGUUCUACGAGGCCAAGUCCCUCAGGCACAACGACAAGAUCCACGGCUCCGAGAUCAUCCUGGCGUCCAUGAAGCAGGGGAAGCCCGUCGGUUUAGAUGGCUCUUUCAGACGUGACCGGUCCAAGUCGCCCAGCGGUCGAGGGUCAGACGCCGUGGCCCCGCCAAAACCUGCCAGAUGUUUGGAGACACCGCAGCCUCAGGAGAUGAAGUACAUAGGGGCGAUUGAACCAAGUGGAGGGUGUCCUCCUUGGAUUUUACCCAAGGAGGACACCCCCUACUCGGUUGGGACUCCAGGCUAUAACUCGAGGCACAACCCUUUUAACCGCGCUUCCCUAAUUGUCGUCGAGCCUCCUGAGAAUAGUCAGGAUUCACGGACCCGUUGGGACCAGGAGCCAAAGCAGACAGAAAUCAUCAUUCCACUGAAGGAUCCGCCAGCAGGCGAGUGCGGUCAGACUUCAGGCGGCUCCAUCACCUCAGAGAGCUCCUCUGCAGGUUUCAGGCCGGUGCCCAAGAAGAGGACGUUCCGCUCCAGACAGACCAUCGGUCAGCCGGAGAGCAACGGGCAGCUGGGGUCGGACGCUCAGGUACGACCUGCAGUUAUCGUUCCUGCUCCCAGACGGAGCCUCCAGCGGGGACCCAGCAGGAGCUCGGAUCAGUUCUGCCUUAAGAGCAACGAUGAAACAGACAGGCCUCAGAAAGGUGCUUCAACUCUGGUGGGUCAGUCUGCUCAGCCAUCCAGAGCAGGAGGGGAAAAGCCUCCCCGGCCUACGUUUAACGCGCAUCAGGAGUCCUCUAAUUCAAGUGUGGAGAGAGAAAGACACCCUACCUCUGUACCAAAAGACAGAAUUCUGAACAGCUUUGUGGUUCAGAAGAAACUGAAAAAAAGUCAAAUUGCGUUGAAUUUCAGACCAGCUACCUGCGCCAGGACUGAGGUGUCUGCUGAGAGAGAAACCCCUCAGAGGAGCGAAGCUCAGGAUGAUCAGACCAAAAGAGAGGCGGCGCCGCUCAGCUUCGCCGGUCUGACCAGCAGCUGCAUUCAGGACCGAGAGGUCAGCGGCAGUUUGGAGCCAGCAGGGAGGCGGGAGGACCCCAGUCUGCCCCAAAGCACUGUGGAUUCUGAUCCUCCUGUAUCAUAUGACCUCAACUUCAUUGACAAAUCCGAUCCUUAUACCCAGAAAUCAAAUCAGAACCAUGUGUUUAAAUUAACCACUCAGACCACCAGCCCCAGUGGGGAGGAAGAGGAGUCCAUCGCAAAGGUGCUGGACUGGUUCAACCGCAGCACAGACAGCAGCGACUGGCUGAACGCAGAGGACGGUCCAAAGGCCACAAAGAGCUCUGAAAGACAAGUUUCAACAGCAAGAAGGGCUUCUGGUGACAGACACAUGAGUGACAGAGGCAAGGAAGCACUCGAAAUGAAACGGAGUCACUUGUUAAGACUGACCAGCGGGGAUAGAGAGCAAAGAGUGACUCACAGAAAGGGCAGCAGGGAGGUGACAGAAACACAGGAAGAGGCGAGGACAGACACCAGAGAGAGAAUUCAUUCACAAGAAGCGAAAGAUAACGGCGAUGAAAGCCAACCACUGAAAAUCUCCCAUCUCAAGUCCUUCUGGGAGAAAAGCAACACAGGACCUAAGAUACUUAUUGGCAAGUCAGUGAUGGCCAGCGACAAAGGCCUGAACCCCGCUCACCUUUCUGCUGAGGAGCCGUCAGAUAUGGCCUCUUUACCUGGAACAUACAGUGGGAAGGGCAUACAUGAUAAAUAUACCCCAACCCCCGGUGAUGAAAUGGAACAGCAGCUGGUGAGCUGUUCCCAGACCAAAAUAGGAAGCGGUGUUCACUUGAAUAAUCACCAGCGAGUAGAAAAUUUGACGAUUCAUUCAUCACAAAGGAACAAUAAAGACCCGGCUUAUUCCGAGUUGCUACCCGAACCCCAGAAAGCCGAUAGAAGAGCUUCAGACGCCGAAAAUUUGUGCGUGAUGAGACUAAGCUCAUCCGAAAGAAGCAUCGAGUCAGAGUCCGGGACCGUCUCUGUGGUCAAACCAAAACUAGACAGCAUUUCCCAUUCCAGAGAAACAAUGCUGCAAGACCGGGUAUCAGAGAGUGUUAUCAUACCUCAGGUGGACGCAGACCUACAAACGAGAGUCACUGAAGACUAUGAGAAGCUCACUCCGACCCAAAGCGGCCCAUAUGUGGACCUAAAGCAAAGUGGAAAUGAUGUGCAAAUCCCCCCCAAAAGCAGAGAGUCGACCGAGGACAUGAAGAGGAGGAACAGUGAGGACAAGAGCCUGCAUGUUAGCAUGUCUCCAAAAAGAAAGGAGGAUGCGUCCAGUAAAGACAAGACCAGUAGUCCACACCUGAACAGGAAGACAUUGCCUCAUCAGGAGAGCACUGCAGAGAGGAUAAAGCAGCUCAAGUCCUUCUGGGAACAGGAGCGUAACAAGCCCAUGUUCUAUACCGGCAAAGCUAAAGCUCCCGGAGAGGCUAAAGCCGCUCGCGGAGCUAGUCAAGCCAAACUGAAUCGAAGAUUUACAAAAUCGGAGUUUGACCUGCGGUCAGUUGGAAAUGGGUCAGGCAGCGAUGAGGAAGGUAACAAAAGUCCCGGUAAUUUCCCCCCCUUCAAUCAGAGGCUGGAAAAGGUCUCCCUGAGUCUCGGCACAAGUCGCUUGCAGUUCAACACCCUGAGGGAGUUCUGGGACGAGGCAACAUCUGACUCCAAGGGAUCGUUAACCCUCGACAAACCCAAGAGCCCUAAAAGAAAAGAGCCCCAGAGUGCCCAGGUCUUCUCUCAGGAGGUCAAAUCUACCGACCCAGAGAGUUACCGCUUGAAUCCUACUGUGGAAAAAACAAAAGCGGCCGUCACGAAGUUAUCUUCAUCUCCUCAGAAUCGAUCGAAGUCGCCACACGACAGGCAGACGGGUUCUGGCUCAAGAGCGCUCGGCGACGUCAAAACCGUCCCGCCAGCUGAGUCCGGGCCACCGAGGCAGUCCAGGCGGAGCUCUAAAGACUCCACUCGAGAAGAGAAGCCCGCAAAGCCUCAGGGCAGUUUAGCCAAAGACACCCGGCCCCCCAGGAGCAGAAAGGACAGCUUUAGCACCUCCAGCAGUCGGGGGAACUCUUUGCGGCGUGCCACGAGCAUGUUUGCCCUGAGCGCCGCCGAGGACAGGGACCCCAACUCGGUCCACUCCCAGACCAGGAAACACAAGCCGAACGCCGAGAAAGGCGCGUCUUCCAGGAGGUGUUCAGAGGACCACGAGAUCGUGGCGCCGCGGGCGCGGGCGUUCGUCCCCACCGACUACCGCCACUACCUGGGGAUGACCGACACCGCCGGCAUCCACGCCGCGCUCGCCCCGGCGGCCAGGGAGGAGGGGUCAGAGGUCAAAUCCGGGUACGAACCGGAACCAGGCGGGCCGGCGAGGACCAGCACGCCGGCCAGCUCCGACGAGCGCCACGUCAGGAAGAACAGCAAGAUCAAUCAGCGCCCACCGUGGUCCAACUACAGCGGGUCUGACACCGGCCAGGAGUCGAAAGCACUGCGGCGGGCAGAAGUGCGGCCCAAAAAUCUGGCCAAGAGCAUGGAGGACAUCACAGCAUCCAUACCACCUCGUCAAGACAGAAGACCAGACCCUGCUGUUGAUCUCAGACUUAGCAGUGAUGUUUCAGCCAUUACGUCGCCCUCUUCAUCCCUAUUUUCGGAUCCGGACCACCUGAAGAAAAUGAGCAAAUCUGUUCCAUCGUUCUUACAGAAGGAGCUGAGUGGAAGUGUGAUGACCAUGUACAGUGCGGACAUCGUGGAGGUUCAGGGAAACAUCCAGUUCUCCAUCAACUAUGUUCAGAGGCUCCGAGAGUUCCACAUCUUUGUGGCCGAGUGCCGAGACUUGGCUGCAGUCGACCCGAAAAGAGGCCGCUCGGAUCCGUAUGUUAAAAGUUACCUGGUUCCUGAUAAGGCUAAUCUCGGCAAGAGAAAAACAUCUGUAAAAAAGAAGACGCUCAAUCCAACUUUCAAUGAGAUCCUCAGAUAUCGCGUUCGCAUGGAGUACCUCCGAACUCAGACGCUCAUUCUCUCCGUUUGGCACCACGACACCUUUGGCAGGAACAGCUUCCUGGGUGAGGUGGAUGUGGACCUCUCCAAGUGGGACUUCGACCACACCCAGAUGAAUUACUUAGCCCUGAAAGCGAGGACAAUGCCUCUGAUCGGUGCGCCGUCACAUGGCCGAGGAGAAAUCAGACUGGCCAUUCGCUUCCUGCCACAGAUCAGCCACAGUGAAGGUGUAGCAAAAGAUGCUUCCAGCACUGGAGAGAUUCACAUCUGGGUGAAGGACUGCAAGAACCUGCCUUUAAUCAGGGCCACCAUCGAUCCUUACGUUAAAUGCUUCGUGCUGCCGGACACGAGCAGGAAAAGCCGGCAGAAGACGCGUGUGCUGCGGCGAACGGCGGACCCGGUGUUCAACCACACCAUGGUCUACGAUGGCAUCAGUGAAACCGAUCUGGUGGAGGCCUGCGUGGAGCUGACCGUCUGGGACCGGGACAGGCUUGCGAGCACCCUACUGGGGGGCCUGAGGCUUGGAGCUGGGACUGGCACAAGUUACGGAGCCCUGGUGGACUGGAUGGACUCGGGUCCUUACGAGGUGGCGCUAUGGGAGCGCAUGAUAGCAUCCCAGAACGAAUGGGUGGAGGACGUGCUGCCACUGAGAAUGCUGAAUUCUGCUAAAACUGCACUGAAG
Molecule: messenger RNA, 5127 nt
Organism: Menidia menidia (Atlantic silverside)
Lineage: Eukaryota; Metazoa; Chordata; Actinopteri; Atheriniformes; Atherinopsidae
Source: the annotation of a GenBank genome assembly